Molecule: messenger RNA, 1443 nt
Organism: Diutina rugosa
Lineage: Eukaryota; Fungi; Ascomycota; Pichiomycetes; Serinales; Debaryomycetaceae
Exons: 1
Coding region: 1-1443 (480 amino acids)
Source: RefSeq, a predicted model, not a curated record
AUGAGUAACACCGCCAGUCAAGAGCCCACUGUUAACGUCAAUGAACCCAUGCGGGUUACACAACUGAAAAAAUUAGAAAGCUUCAACGCUUUACCCGACUUGCGGUCAACUCCGAGAGGUUACAUGGCAACCUGUCAUAACGCUAAUGAACUUCGGGAAGCCUAUGACGCCGCCGAAGCGGUCAGACAAACAGUCAGAAUUGUUUUCAAGCAAGCCAACGAAUCUAAAGUUCCCCUAUCCAACGACGACUUGAGAGAGCUUAAGAGAAUAAUUAGUCUCAAGACCGGGCUUCUGGGGGACCUUAGCUUGAAUGACGUGAAAACAAAAUUGAGCGAAUGCAACACCGACGCCGAGUUUGACAAGUGGUUUCUUGAGUCCUUGUACAAUCCAAGAGCAUACAUGGCCAAAGCUCAUGCCUUCGUACACCCUCAAUUAAAAGCAGGGGCGUCGGAACCAGAAAUUAAAGCCUAUUGGGACAAUUACUCUAACAUCCCAUCGUCCUGGGGUACCGGUACCAUUUGCCGGAUGUGUGCGGCGAGUUUUACGUUGCAGUCGCUGUUCUUUAUCAUUGACGAAAUCUUUGACAAGUUGAAGGAUGCUAAUUGGCACAGGUCUGAUCCAUUCUUAGAAGAUGUCGAUGAUGACAUAACCAAACAGACGCUCAUGCGGAUGUUAUUUCACGAAACCGACACCCCGACCUUAACCGGCCUCGCCCGCAUUGGCUAUCGACUCCCAGAUGAAACAGCCUUACAGCAAGAGAUUAAUGGAAUGUUCGAUAGGGCAAGCCACCCGCCACCCACCACCCAAAUCGGGAGACGUGAUCGAAUUCUUGAUUUGGUUGAGCAAUUUGACCGCAAUAUGUCGGCAUUACUCGAGUUAUUGAGCAUUUAUGACAGUCGUGCUGGUGCGCGUACUACGCACAGAAUAGGGGAUAAAGAAGCCGAAGCCAUAUGUCAUGGCUUUGAAAGGUGGUGUGGGGAAGAAUGUAAGGCUUGGAAAGACACCAUCCAACAACGUUACUUGUUUGCUUGUAGAUUCAGAGAUGACUUCCAGAAAUGGUUUAUGAUUAAUUUCAUUUCUCCGUUGGCAAUCUUUGCGAAGAUCUACAAAUAUUUAAACCCUCAGCGGAUGGAUUCCUGCAAUUUACUUGAUUUCUUGUCCUUCUAUACUGACGUGCCGUUCUUGGCGAAAUACGAGUUAUUUUUCCUGGGUCUCGCUAAGGGCUUCUCCUGGGAAGAUGGAAAAUUGAAGGCUGUCCCCAUCAUCAAAUAUUUGAUGAAGAAACACCCGGAUUGGUGGAAAUCCUUCGACGAAAGACUUUACAAGUCGAUGAAAUUGAUUAUCGAGAAGAUCGAAAGCUUGAGACUCCAAGAGGGCUUGGACCUGUACCUGUACUACGUCGAAGCUGGUGACGCCCAGGGUGACGACGCCAACCACACCUGA